UGAUGCUGGUGGUCUAUUCCUUUGACUGCGUGAUGACCUGUCUUUUCCUUCCUCCACGACCCGAUAUCGUUCGAGCAUCUACGGCUACCAGUGAUGAGUGAAAAGUACCCUUGGUGAAUUUUCUGCAGUCCUCACUCAAGCAGAUCACGUGAAUAUCAACUGCAGCCUGAGUGUGAUCCUUGCGUGCUGGAGUGGCCGUACUUCGUGUCAGGAAUCUGUCCCAAUAUUUACUCUGUGUAUUAUUAUAUCGAUUGCCAUGCCUCUCAUUCUUUUCGUACGACUCCAUGCGCAACACACUCCCUUUGCUUAAAACACAGGAAGAUCGAGCCAUUGCAGCAGUGUUGCAGUCGUGGAAUAACAUUUUUGGUACCACCUUGAACUUACAUUUCACGGAGAUGCUAGAUGAGGGGAAAGUGCUAUUGUAGACGGGUGUGUGUGGUGUAAACCAUAACUAUGUGGGACACGGGGACCGCGCUCCCCCCCGGCUAGAAUGCCCCUUCUCUGGUGCCCCUCCCCUUUGAUAAUCCGUAAUGUGUGCAGCCUUCCAUGUAUAAGAAUCGCAGUUCAUUUGCUUUCGGUUCCCCUCCAUGUGAGCAGCCCCGGGUGCCUCCAACAUUUCACCCCCGGUAAGUUGCAACGCACUUGCGCAAUGCGCGCUGAGUAUCACACAGCAUGCAGUGAGGCUCUGCCGUUUCUUUAACGGCUGCAUUGUCUGGUGAGCGGCUGUAUUCUGGCAUGUGCAGAUGACUUACUUUGACAUCAUUUGAGUUUGUCUUAUUGAAGCACGUGACUGUCAUCCAACCGCACAUGUUCCAAUGGUCUAGUAUGAACAUUCUCUCCGCCCACAUGUACGCUGCAGGCCACGGCGACUCGGACUGAAGAGGCUCAGAAAGGGGGAAAGGAAAACAACGAGGUCUCGACCGGUAAAUCAGAUGUGCAUAAUCAAUCAUUCUGUGUGGUGUGGCCAUGGCUUUUGGUGCGUUGCACGGCGUUGUGGAAUGAUUUGUGGGUUUUAUCUCCCGAUCAUAGGUAUAAACAGACGACUUGACGGUACACGUGGUGCUGUGUACGAAUGCACUGCAUAAUGUUAUGGAUGUAUUGUAAUACACAGUGUACGUGAAAACCCUGCAUGUACACUACAUGUACGUGCCAUUGGCUGGGAGCAGCGUCAGUGAUGCGAGUGUUUAUCUGGUAAAGUUAUCAGCUACGAAUUACUGACAUGAAAGGCAUCGGUGUCACGGCGCGCUGUCUAUCCCUGCGACGGACCCAAAUAUUCUGCAGCUUGUGAUGUAUCUAGGACAGAGGGGACGUCGGUAGGAGGUAGGGACCAUGCAGCUUCGCCCGCGGGCUGCCGACAACAUGGAGACCGGGCUAGAAGAUGGUGGUAACAACACCAACGGGGUUAGUGUUUCGAGCGACACAGCUUGGGUAUCGCCCGAUGAUGUGGCCGGGGUGUUUAAUAUACUCAUGGAGUUGGACGUAUUCCUGGAGGAUCAGGGAGGAACCAGCACCUCAGCGGAGGACAGAGAUGCGGUCAUGGGGACAAGCGAGGAGGGUGAACUUAAUGAAGUACUAGAUCGUGAAUCUGAGAGGGAUGGUGUAGGAGGGCAAACGCUUACCGGGAACACAAGUUAUGUAGUUGGUGCGUGUUUAGAAUGUGUUGAUGCGGAGGUUGGAGCGGCUGUGAUGAACGCCGUGAGGAAUGGCCACGCGCCUUGUUUACAGUGCAUCAUUAACAACUUCGCGGUUAGUCAGAUCAGGGAGCGCCUCGACCUCUUCCACGAGGUGUCCUCUCAUCUGUCCAGGACUUCCCCCUCCUGGACGCGGUGGAGCGAGGCCACGAGGGCGUGGUGCACCUCUUCCUGAGGUUCCUGAGGGACUGUGAGUGCCUACACGAGGCGCUCAAGUUGGCCGACGGCAAGGGGAGGAUGCCCGUGCACUUGGCGGCCCACCACGACCACCUGGGUUGCCUGGAGCUUCUCCUGGACUGCACCCCGACGGAGAGGUGCUACUGGAGGGACAAAAAGACCCAGGGGACGCCUAUGCAUCACGCCGCAGCUGGGGGUGCUGUGAGAUGUUUGAGACGUCUUUUGAAGGUGGAGAACCCGGAUGUCACUACCAAAAGUGGGAGAACGGCAGUAUCACUGGCAGCGCAGGCUGGGAGUGUCAGCUGUCUAGAGGCGCUCAUAGACCAAGCGGAGGCCGACCCGCAGCGUGCCGAUGAAGAUGGAAUGACACCCGUUCAUUACGCUGCCCAAGCAGGGCAUUUAAACUGCACUCAUUGGUUGGUGCGGAGAGCUCGGUGUUCCCUGAACGAUUCCAGGAAGAAAGAUGGAGCAACUGCCAUGCAUCUUGCUGCAGGAAAAGGGCGAUGUCCCAUUCUACAGUGGGCGCUGAAUAGGGAGCUUUCCUUCGGCGAAGAGUUGGACGUGUUCGGCCGCACGCCGGUUCACUACGCGGCGGAGGAGGGUCAGAUCACGGUGCUUCGGACUUUCGCCAAGUUCCCACGAGUGCAUCUGGAUGUCAAGGAUUUUCUCGGACGAACCCCAAGCAAUUUAGCUGAAAGACGAGGGCACAGCGCCUGCGUGCGCUUCCUUGACGCCUGCCUCCAGCAGAGGCAUCCCGACGGUGAGGGCGCCCUUUUUGCCAAGUUGACCCGAUCCAUCUCCAGCCCGGGCGGCCUGAAUAACAAGCUGAACCGUCGAAACUCGAACAGACGCAGCGGCCGGAGGAAGCAUAUCUCGUCGGUGUAUCUGGAAGAAAAAACAUUGACGGACACGGAGUCCGGAUCUACGCGUGAACUCCCUCCGACGGAAGAGAUCGCCACUCACAUUGUGUCCGCGCUCAUAUCCCAAGUAGGCAUGAUGUCUAUUGCUCCGGUGGUGCCCGAUGUACCACUCCACCGACGGAUUAUCAACAACCUAGUAAAGAAAAUCAAACGCCAGACAAGCACAGAAGACUUCACAGUGACGCUGUAACUUUGCGAAAAGUAACUGUAACUUUGCGAGAAAAGCAAUAAUUAACCAUCAGCAAUAUGUACAUGUAUAGCCUACUUAAGAAAAAAUAUAUCCUACCAAGCUCAUGGAAAUAAAGUAGUUGGAAUAAUUCAACCCUAUACCACCGGUCAAUAAUUACUCGUCAGGCAAUAUAAUGGCAAGGAGUGUUACGGGUUGAAAUGGUAACCGAAUUGUGAAUGACGUCAGUUAGGUUGUGACCAGUGGCAGCCAGAAUCCUUGACCGAGCCUCAAAUUGGUAACCAUUUUAACGAGGGAAUGCGGUGUGACGUGCCUUAAUGUUCUGUCAUCCCUAGCUGGUGGAGUGUUUGUAAUACCGGUUACUGUAUGUGUACCGUACUCAAUAGCUUGUCUCUGAUCUUGUGGAUUGAUCAAUCAUAUACACGGUCACCACAUCAUCAAAGGAAAGUGCUGGAUCACCUCCCCCGUUUUUAGAUCACUCCUAAAAGCGCAUGCGCAUGACUUCCGUACUUAAUAGUUAUUUUUGCCUCCAUGGUGUGGAUGUACAAUGUACGUGCAGUACUACACAGCAAGUUAAGAACCUAUUUUUUAUGUAUAACCAAUCCGCAUAUUGUUACAUCCGUUUCAUGCAGACGACUAAGGGUUGGCCUACAUGUAUGCCCUUUGGGAUAACAGUGUCGAGAGUCCAUGCAUUACUUUUUUUCACUGCAACCCUCGAAAAUGAAUCUUAGGGUUUAAAAUUUACUUUUUUUUCAAAGAUGUUGUGGUGCCUUUGUGCUCUUCAUAAUACAGCAAAUUUCCUUAUUCAUGAGCAAAACUGUGAUGUCAUUCCAAGGAGAUAACCUCAUUCCUUGGUUGUGCUGUAAGGACAUAAAAAGUUAAGAACCGAUAUCAUUUUGUAAUCGAUCUCCGCACUGUUACAUCAGUUUCACUUAGAUGGCAAUUUUGGAUGAUACUUUGGAGGUCCCAUGCAACACUUUUAACUGUAAUCCUUGAAAAUGCAUCUUUGUAGUUCAAUUACUUUUUUCAAAUGUUGUGGUGCCGAUAUGUUUUUUUAUGCUGAGGCCAAUUUUCUUGUUCAUAAGCAAAACUGUGAUGUCAUUCCAGGGAGAUAACUUCCAGUAGUAUUGAUUUGUGCACAAUCGGGGUUGUGGAAUUUUCGACAUUUGACUGUCUUAUUACUUUCCUUUUCUUAAGUGAUCCGUCUUUGUGAUAGUACAUGGCGGUAGGUCAACGAUUAACCCCUUGUCAAAAAUGUUUCGACUGUGAGAAAGAUUUCAGUUCACGUAUACCUAUAGAAUGAACAGUGUCUUUCCUGAAUGACAUGGACACCGACACUGUGCAACUGCGCCCUCAUUUGUCCAGAGAAGCACGGGCGAUUUUAAAUGCACACUUUUCAACACCCUUACGUUCCCCAAAAGUGCAUCUCAGAAAAACUCAUGGCAUGGAUUCGUACCUUGUAAUGUUUUUUGAAAGAGUUGCGUUCUUCAAAAUACUGUCCAAAGUCAUCGUCUAUCAAUGUUAGCAUGCAUAUCCAGCAGUGCUUCUUUACCGGAAUUCCAGACAUUAGGAUAGCUACUUAGUUGCGUAGGUCUGUGUUACCAGUAAUCACGAAUGAGCUGGGUUUUUUGGACCAUCUCAAAGCUGCAUGGGGCAGAAUCAGCGCUUCCUCCCUCUUGAACUUGGUUGUCCCAUGUAGAUGAAACUUUGUAUGUGAGCAGGGACCCUCAUUUUCAGUACGACUGUGAAGUUUUCGCUUAGUCCAUGCAUGGAGCUAUUAAUAGCUCCGUGGUCCAUUCUAGGAAUGGUUUUGUUAUGGUCAUUUUAAGUUCUUGACCACACGUGUCAGCCUGCGUGGAUGAAGCAUAUCAGUGGAAAACUAUAAUGAACCGGUGUGUCCGAUUUCCCAGAAUUGGUGUCAUGACGAUCGCAAGGCACAACUGAAAAACUCCCUAAAUGUCGGGACAUGAAAAAAAAUUCCCGGCGACGAUAUAGAAGAAAAUAGGGGGGUAGAUUCCCCAGCUCUUUUGGCGUAAACAGACUGAGACAUACCGCGGAUGCUUAUCGUUUCUGUAUUAGCCGACUGAAAAAAAAAUAGAUGACUAAAAAGCGGUCUAUGACUUUCGCUGCGACAUUUUAAAAAUUACGUUGUCUUAUUUAUUUCGUCUAGUGCCUUUAAUGUCAUAGCUUUAUAAUGUUAGUCAAGCCUUCCUGAUAUGAAAAUAUGACACGAAAUGCCGGUAAUAAAAAAAAGUUUUUGA
Messenger RNA from Acanthaster planci (crown-of-thorns starfish), 5236 nucleotides. RefSeq lists its product as uncharacterized. Gene Ontology annotation, molecular function: protein binding. The record is from RefSeq and is a predicted model, not a curated record. NCBI's taxonomy places the organism in Eukaryota, Metazoa, Echinodermata, Asteroidea, Valvatida, Acanthasteridae.